CUCACAAACAUGGCGGCGCCCGUCAUGUUCCGCUUCCAGAAAAGUGGGAAGUUGCCUGUUUAAUUCAGUUUUCUUUGCUCCAGGCGGCGACGUGCGGUGACAAAAUGGACUCGAAGAGGCCAAGCAAGCUGGAGUUUGCGGUGCAGAUGACAUGUGAGAGUUGCGCAGAUAAAGUCAGAGCUGUUCUGGUGGAUAAACCAGGAGUGAAGUCUGUCAGUAUCGACGUCAGCAAGGAGCAAGUGUUGGUGGAGUCCGCUCUGACCAGUGCGGAGGUGCAGGCUGCGAUAGAGAGCACCGGACGCAGGGCGGUGCUGAAAGGCAUCGGGGCAUCGGAGCAAGACCUCGGCUCAGCGGUGGCCAUGCUGGCUGGUGUGGGAAAGAUCCAGGGGGUGGUGCGCUUCCUGCAGCUGUCUGAGGACCGUUGCUUGAUUGAUGGGACCAUUGAUGGGUUGGAGCCUGGACACCACGGCCUGCAUGUCCACACCCUGGGGGACCUCACGCUGGACUGCCUCAGUUGUGGAGAACACUAUAACCCCUUUGGAAGAGCACACGGUGGUCCAGGGGACCCUGAAAGGCAUGUAGGUGAUCUGGGGAAUAUUGCUGCUGGACCAGAUGGCAGAGCAUCAUUCAGACUAGAGGACAGUCAGCUAAAGGUGUGGGACGUGAUUGGCCGAUCGCUGGUUGUGGAUGCAGGGGAGGACGAUCUGGGUCGGGGCGGUCACCCUCUCUCCAAACAGACUGGAAACUCUGGGGAAAGACUGGCCUGUGGGAUCAUCGCCCGAUCGGCAGGUCUUUUCCAAAACCCCAAGCAGAUUUGUGCCUGUGACGGGGUCACGCUGUGGGAGGAGAGAGACAGGCCGAUAGCCGGGAAAGGUCGAACCAAGGCCAGCGCGGAGACGCCGGCGGCACACCUCUGAGCCGCAGAGACGAACGCCAAGCGCACCUGUGAGAUGUGUUGGGGCCGUUUGAGCUGAAAGAGCACCUCGAGGGGAAAAAGUCUGUCGGCGGAGGGCGAAGCGAGGAGGACAAAGCACUGAGGAAUAUAUUUCCGGACAGCUGGAGAGACGACCAAAGACAAAUUACCUUAUUUUCUUUUAAUUUUUUGCCUGUGAUUAAAUCAAAUGCUCGUACAGCGAUGUAUUUAGGGUCCUCUGAGGAAUUUAAAAGCACAGAAGCAGUUUUAAGGCAGUCCAGGAGUUUGUAAUAGAUGCUCUGAUUAACCAGAUGUCCGUUAACAGCGUGAUGUUUGUAUAGCGCACAACAGCCUCUGACAAGACUGUCUAAACUGAUGCACUUGUAAGAUCGGAGGUAUCCACUUUGGCUGUGUACUGGCUGGGGUAAAUAAGCUGCAAUUUGCUGUGAAAGUGUCUUAACUUAAUUAUGGAUGGCAAGCCUCUCUGAAACGGCAGCAGUAAAAACAUCCUGCUGCUCUCAUCACAUCAGCUACCUCUGUGGCCCCUUGUACAUCAGACUGAACGAAACCUGCAUUAGCUUGUUCAUUUCAAAUCCAUCAGGUGGUGUGAGUGACUUGGGAAAGAGGGAUCUGAAGGAGAGAGAGUCCAGAGUGAAAGGGCAAGAGGGGGUGAGGGUUUGGGAGGGGCGGGGGUGUCUUGAGGGAUUGUGUGCUCAGCUGUUUUAUCAGCAUGGAGCUGAAGUGUACAGUUCCUUCAUGGUUGCCAACUUUAGAUCCAUACAAUGCAGGAAACGGACGUUUUUUUAGUAAUUUUCAGCUUCAAAUCUUCUGUCUUCUGUAGAAACUGUAGAAAUGAUGAUGAUACAGUAACGUACAAAACUUCUACCCGCUGACACUUGUUGAUUUCUGCUUACGCAUAUUUGUCCUGUGGAUGAAGUCCUCAGCAUUGGGACACUGUGUGCGUCCUGUUGUGCAUUUGUGAACGUGUUGCAAGUUUUGCAUCGAUUUUCCAAAUUGAGCAGCUGUCUUGUCCCGGUGAUGCCUGAAUAAGCUUAUUGAAUUUUCCCCCAAAUGUUCAGCCGCUGUGCUUUUUUCCGUUUGUGUCCGAGGGCUGAGAACGCAACUGAUGACUGUUUGUCAUUGAUUCAUAUGUGGAUUUUUUUUAAAAUGAGCAAUUAAGACAAGAAAAUGUCCAUAUCCUUUCUUUUCUUUUCUUUUUGCCUGACCACUAGUCAAAACUAUUGAAUUUACAUAGAAAUAAAUCAAUAAAAAGCAGCAAAUGGGAGAAGCUGGACGCA
Messenger RNA from Chelmon rostratus (copperband butterflyfish), 2211 nucleotides. RefSeq names its product copper chaperone for superoxide dismutase-like. Lineage: Eukaryota; Metazoa; Chordata; Actinopteri; Chaetodontiformes; Chaetodontidae. The transcript is spliced from 8 exons. Gene Ontology annotation, biological process: removal of superoxide radicals. Gene Ontology annotation, molecular function: copper ion binding. The record is from RefSeq and is a predicted model, not a curated record. Bases 105 to 917 code for a protein of 270 amino acids.